AAGCUGUCCCAGAUUCUGGUUGGCAGGAGCUCGACGAGCAGGCUACAGAAAGACGCUCCUGACGUCAGCCACGUUCAAAUUCAGUACAUACAAGAUCCAAGAUGGCGGAGGUGAGCGGGCUGAGGAAUCGGAACCCCUUUGAAUCAAACUGUCAACCCCGAACAUUUGACAAAGGUGUUACUGAGGUAGGGGUUGUCCCGACUUCCCAUCAUAAACCCAGGCCACCCAUGGCCCUACCUGAAGACCUGGAGGUGGAGGAGGGUGGAUUGACGCUGCAGUCCCAAAAACUGACCUCGAAAUCGGGUACAGAUGGAGCCACAACCCCCUCCCCUGAUGAAGGUUUUCAGGAAGAGGAGAAGAAGGUUGCAGCGAAGGAAGCGGCCAGGCCCAUCCAGAUCGUCCUGGCCAAUGAAGAGGAGCACAGCUUUGAGCUGGACGAGGCGGCUCUGGAGAACAUCCUGCUGCAGGACCACGUGAAGGACCUCAACGUGGUGGUGGUGUCGGUGGCUGGGGCCUUCCGCAAGGGCAAGUCCUUCCUGUUGGACUUCAUGCUGCGCUACAUGCACAACCAGGGCGAGUCUUGGAUGGGGGGUGAGGAUGAGCCUCUGUCAGGCUUCUCCUGGAGGGGAGGCUGUGAGAGAGAGACUACAGGCAUCCAGGCCUGGAGCGAGGUGUUCGUGGUUGAGCGGUCAGACGGCAGUAAGGUUGCAGUACUGCUCGUAGACACACAGGGGGCGUUUGACAGCCAAUCCACCAUCAAAGACUGCGCAACUGUGUUUGCCCUGAGCACCAUGACCAGUUCUGUACAGGUGUAUAAUCUCACCCAGAACGUCCAAGAAGAUGACCUACAGCACCUGCAGCUGUUUACAGAGUACGGGCGCCUGGCCAUGGAGGAAAUCUACCUGAAGCCUUUCCAGUCCCUGAUGUUCCUGAUCCGGGACUGGUGCUAUCCCUAUGAACACGGCUAUGGCCUAGAGGGAGGCAAUGCCUUCCUGAAGAAACGGCUGCAGGUGAAGCAGAACCAGCACGAAGAGCUGCAGAACGUGAGGAAGCACAUCCACUCUUGUUUCUCCAACAUCGGCUGCUUCCUCCAGCCCCACCCUGGCCUCAAGGUGGCCACCAACCCAUACUUUGACGGUAGACUCAGGGACAUCGAUGACGACUUUAAGACUCACCUGGCGGAGCUGGUGCCUCUCCUCCUGGCCCCCGACCGACUGGUGGAGAAGGAGAUCGGCGGGAACAAGGUCACCUGCAGGGACCUGGUGGAGUAUUUCAAGAGCUACAUCAAGAUCUACCAAGGAGAGGAGCUGCCUCAUCCUAAAUCCAUGCUACAGGCAACGGCAGAAGCCAACAAUCUGACUGCGGUGGCCGGAGCCAAGGACCUGUACGGGAAGAGCAUGGAGGCGGUGUGCGGCGGGGACAAGCCCUACAUCGCGCCGGCCGACCUGGAGCGCUGCCACGAGGAGUUCCGCGAGUGCUCGGUGCGCCACUUCCGCUCGGUCAAGAAGAUGGGCGGCGACGAGUUCUGCCAGCGCUACCAGAGCCAGCUGGAGGGGGAACUGGAUGAGGUCUACGCCAACUUCACCAAGCACAACGACGGCAAGAACAUCUUCUACGCCGCGCGCACGCCGGCCACCCUGUUCGCCGUCAUGUUCGCCGCCUACGUGGUGUCGGGCGUCACGGGCUUCGUGGGACUCGGCACGCUGGCGGCGCUGGCCAACCUGCUGAUGGGCGUGGCGCUACUGUCCCUCUGCGCCUGGGCCUACGUCAAGUACUCCGGGGAGUUCCGCGAGAUUGGCGCGCUCAUCGACCUGGUGGCGGAGAACCUCUGGGAACAGGUGUUUUCAAGGCUCAGGCAGCCGAUCGAGGGAGGCCUGGCUCAGCCCGCCUCUCUCCUCUGCUCCCUCUCGCCGGGCCGAGCAAUGGGCUCUCUCGCAGCGCUACUCAACAACCGCUCCAAAAAACACUAGCUGCCUCGUUCUGGUGUUUUUUGUUCCCGGUCACAGAGACUGCUUCCCAAGCUUUCUGUGGUGUGCUGACUUCCUCCGUGUCCACAUUACACUUCUCUGCUUUGCCUCGGCUGCUUUGUGCUCGCCUUGCGGUGUUGAGGCGCCAGGGGGGCGUUCUGUCUGCAGGCAUUUACCUCUGAACCCAUGAAUACGGACCAAAACAGGCUCUCCUCAGGACCUCCCGGACAUGCACCUUGCCUCACGGUUUUUAAACCCCUAUUUUGUGAUGGAUGUGAUUUGGUGGGUUGGGUUAUGGUUGUUAAUUAUGUGUUUUUGUGUCCGUUUGUUGUUUGAAUUUUAAUGCCAUCUUGUACAUAUAUUUCCGUUUUGGAAUGCAUGUUGGAUUGCAGAGCACUUCUUAGUUUUCCGCCCUCAUUUUUGUAUCUUUCAGUUCCUUAACCACACUUCCACUUCUUUUUUUCAGUUCCUUUGUCCUUGUAAUCCGUUAGCACACUUUUUCAAUUACUUGUUUCUUAAAUUCAUAUCCACAAUUAUAAGCACUGGCUCUCACCCAAAAUAUCCUUUCCUCACCUUUUGCUCUGCUCCUCACCCUUCCCCUUUCACCUCCUGCCUCUCUGCCCUCCUCCCUCUCCUCCUCCUCCUCUCCUGCAGGUGUUGAAGCCACUUAGCGAACAUUAUAUGGAGGACAACGUCAGGCAGACGGUGGUGAACUCUCUGAAAGCCAGCUUGACGGAGCCGGCGUCUCAGCAUGGCAAGCUAAAGGCUCACUGACCCGGCCGGCUCUGACCCGCUCCCCAUCACCCCGCUCCCCUGUCCACCACCACCCUCACCUUGUAGAUAUGCGCGACACAUCCUAGGACUGUUGAACUGUUCACAACCAAAGUAUGAUCCGCCUUCCCCCGUCAUGCUUUGCUGCAUGCCAGUCCCUCCCGUUUGAAGUGUCCCAAUACUGUAAGCAAAAGGACCCUUUGAAAAGGGCUUCCCUGCUGGCUGCGCUCUGCUGCCCCUGGUGGUUGGUGGGGUGAAAUUGGCAUGCCGAUCGCAGCCUCGGAGCAAAGCCGAGAAUGGGUCGCCUCGAACCAAAAUAGGAGUAUAAAAAAUGUCUUGAUCUUCUCCGAUGUGCCAUGCUAACAGCGGCUCCAGCUCCACAGGUUAACACUGGAAAACCCGCCGUUUGCAGACGCGCGCUACGUAGCAACUGUACACUGUGUGUGCCCCGUUUCUGACAUCCAGCUCGCUAGCCCGCAGCGUAAGGACUCAGCGGUAAUUCAGGGAUAGCUGUGUAAUGUCCGAUGCAGACUUGAGACUGUUCAUAUUUUUACGCUGAUGAUAGCAGUCUCGGCAAUCGUCUUCCGUCAGUUAACACAAACAAUAUUCAGAGCUGGACAUUUACUUUGAUUUGACCCUGUUCGGUAUGGUUAUUUGAUCUAAUAUUUAGAUUAUAUCAUGGUAUAAUUCUUUCAUUACAGUUAAUUGUAGCUACAACCCUAAGCCUCUUUACGGAAGUUGGAUCUAAUUUUAAUUUUAUUGUCUGAUUAAACAAUCAAGCCCUAUCUGAACUGAAAGGCUGUGUGGAAAUAUAUUUUACUUUUCUCAGAACUAUUACAGGGAAAAGGCAAUCAUGUUUUUUCACAAUUUUUAGCUUUUAAACACUAUGGCAACACAUGAUGGUUAAUUAUAUAUUUGGGCUAGGCUCGGCUUCCCUCUGCAACUGUACCCAGUAUCAGUCCAUCCCCAUGGAUGAUUAGUUUUGUCUUUAGUGGUGGUAGACCGGAACGGGGCCUGUACCAAGCAGUCGGGCUCUUCCGAGCGGCUUAUAGCAGGAGACAUGAUUUUAUUUGAGCUUGGUAUUUAGUGUGCUUCCUGCCAUUGUUUGGACUCUGCAUGGUGUUAAGAGCUAGGGAUGUACCCACUGUAGUAGCCAGUAAGAAAAUGGCAUCACACAUCCCUUUAUCAAUGUCUCGCCGUCUUUCACCGAAGCCUCAACAUCCCACGCCGUGGCAAGGUUUCCUGUAGACCCCUGGCCUCACCGGGACUUUGCUGCUUCUCACCAUUCUCUCUUGAGAGUAUCUGCCUUCAGCCUGUAGGUUGCUGUCAUUUCUUUUGUUGUUUCAACAUUGUGUUGACUUCAUCUGAGCAUUUUCCUGAAAACCUAGAUAUGGAUGAGCUCCGAACGGCUGGAAAAUCAAGAGCUCUGGGUUUAAUUUCAUCAUUUGUUUUUCAAGAUUUCUCUUCAAAGUGUAGGUCUUGCUCGACACUGUCUUAUCCCUUGUGUUGUGAUGCUGAUGUCCUGUUGAUGAUGUCGGCUGUAAUCAGGAGGGAUGGACAAACUGACUCACCUGGGGUCAGCUCCAUCACAGCCUCAUGUGUUCCAUUCAAAGAUUCCAUCCACAACCGGUCUUGUAGGUUUUAUGUGCACUUAGUACAAGUAGGGCGUGUAUGUGAGAUCAAAUAUUUAAAUAAAAUGUAUAAAUUUUAAAGAUAAUUUCAUUUUUUAUUUGAAUUUUAUCAGCUAAAACUGGUCCAUUUUGAUUUUCUCAAUUUUCAGCUGUUUGGAACAUGGCCAGAGAAUAGUUUUAAUAUUUGUUGGAAGCGCCUUUUUGUUUAAUGUAAUGAUCGGUUAUCUUCAUAACUGCCUUCAAAUACAUUUCAUGUAAUUUAUUUUUCAAUAAAAUCUGUGUUUACCUUAAUUAUAGAUACAAUUUUGUCGGCCUUGUCUUUAUCAGCUGCAGGUUGUAAAAUAGAUUUUAAGAUGCUCAAUUCACCAUGGACCAUUGUUGCUUAUCCCAUAUUAUUGUAGGAGUGUUUUGGGAAAUUCUUGCAUGGAAUUGUACGUAUUUGUUGUAUAAUGAGCCAGAAAAAGUAAAAUAUGUUGUGCCCUACAACAUGGUAGGCCCAUAGUAUUUAGCAAGAGUGAUGGUAUAAUUUAAAAGAAGGUGGAUGAGAUUCUUAGCUCAGAAGUGCUCAGACACAGGAACAUGUUUCCGCAUUCACUAGGCUGGACAACGUUGUCCGGAUGGGGCUUGCAAAGAAGCCCUCAUAUAUUGCGUACGGUUGAAAUCCUUGGCUGAUCUCAUGUUGAGAGCAGUAAGAGCACGUUAUAACUGCAACUUUAAAGCAUUAAUGAAGUGGCAAAUAGUGUAUGGAGCAUUGCUCUGACAUUAGUACUCGUAAUCCUUAGCAAUAAGUUAGAAAAUAAAUUAGUAAGAUGUGUUAAUGGUUUGAGGUAAUGUAUGCAAAACCAACAACUUAGAUUUAUUUUUAAAGUUUGGAAAUCAAUGCAUUUCCAUGAUUUCAGUUAAGGUGAAGUCUAUGCCUGGCUAAGAUUGUACUCAUUACAUUUAAAUGCUGGAAAUGCCUCAAGUACCAUUGCAGCACUACCAAUGCUCACAUAAAUCUCAUUAUGUUCUCCCACAAAAGUCUUAAUGCUUUCUAAGGACGUGAAUUGUCCAGUCAUUUAUAAAUGCUGAGUGACCUGACUUGUCAUUAGUGUGAAGUUGAGGUUUUGGGACUUGGAACCUAUAAGUUUAAUUAUUUUCUACUGAUAAGUACUUAUUGAUAAAUACCAGUUUAUAUUAGCACAUACAUAGCACACAGUUUGUAUGAGAAAUAAGUAUAUCAGGAACCUUGUAUAAUGCAGUCUAUAUCAACCAACAUCUUGCAUUAUAUGGAUAUGAUUUAUUAAUUAGGCUAGUGUAAUUAAGCGUUAUACCUGAUUGUUUCAAUUGUCUCACAGUUUGUACUUGUAUUCAUACGAGUCAUGUAAAUCAUUGCAUUUGUUUGAAGUAUUAAAGGAGUCAGCCGCACAUGA
Molecule: messenger RNA, 5781 nt
Organism: Gadus macrocephalus (Pacific cod)
Lineage: Eukaryota; Metazoa; Chordata; Actinopteri; Gadiformes; Gadidae
Product: atlastin-2-like
Exons: 14
Coding region: 102-1970 (622 amino acids)
Biological process (GO): endoplasmic reticulum organization; protein homooligomerization
Molecular function (GO): GTPase activity; GTP binding
Source: RefSeq, a predicted model, not a curated record